CCUAUAAAACGGGCGGCGCCGACGGGCGGCUCCUCAUGGAGCGUUGCGCGCCGCCGCCGCUUGUCGCGACACCCUUCUGUUGCUGUCGUCUCCUCUGACGCUACCGCCGCUACCGGGAUUACCAAUGCGCGCCGUCGCGUUGCUCGUCGCGCUGGCCGUGCUCGCAGCCCGCCUCGCCGCCGCCUCGUCGCCCAACGGCACCCAGCCCGGCCCGCGGGAGGCUGAGGCCCGCCAGGGGGAGGCUGUGUCCGGCCCCGACUACGAGGAGGAGGAGGACGACGAGGAGGCGCUGCCUGUCCACCAGUACAUCGUGGAUGACUUGAUCCGAGUUGAACCUGUGGUUAAGCCCAAGACAACAAAGAGAGGGGGUGAGAAGAAUGCUGGCAAAUUGAGAAGGAAGAAGAACAAAGGGAAGAACAAAAAGAAAGGGACUCCCUGUGAAAUGGAAUACAAAAACUUUUGCAUCCAUGGUGAAUGUGUAUACCUAGAACAUCUCCAGAUGGUGACCUGCAAGUGUCAUCAGGAUUUUUUUGGUGAGCGCUGUGGUGAACAGUUCAUGAAGACUCAAAGGAAGAAUGAUGUGGCAGACUACUCCAAGACCGUGUUGGUAGUGGUAGCUGUCCUGCUCUCAAGCAUCAGCUUCAUUACUGUACUUAUCGUUGUGAUAGUGCAGGUCAGGAAAAAGUGUCCGCAGUAUGAAGAGAAAGAAGAAAGGAAAAAACUUCGGCAAGAAAACAGAAAUGGACAUGUUGGUGUGUAA
Messenger RNA from Cygnus olor (mute swan), 760 nucleotides. It is a transcript of the gene AREG, whose product is annotated as amphiregulin. The record is from RefSeq and is a predicted model, not a curated record. NCBI's taxonomy places the organism in Eukaryota, Metazoa, Chordata, Aves, Anseriformes, Anatidae. Gene Ontology annotation, biological process: positive regulation of mitotic nuclear division; positive regulation of cell population proliferation; epidermal growth factor receptor signaling pathway.